ACUAUAUAAGAGGGACUAGGUACAUGCAAGCCUUUGUUGAGUGUCAGUUUUCGGCAAGAAAGUGUUCAGCCAUGCGAGGAGCUGUUCUGGUGGUGCUGGCAGUGGUGGGGGCAGUGGUGGUGUCAGCUAGUAAACCCAACAUCCGCCCCAUCACCAUUGAAGAGUUGUUAAACGACCAUCCAGACCUCAAGGCUUCACUGGCUGCCAAGCUCAGUGCUUCCAAGGGAGAGCAAGGCUCCGGACCUUCAGCUGUCUCCACCACUACUACCACCACCACCACAACCACCACCACCCCACCACCACAGGCAGACUCUCCUACAGCCCCCACAGCAUCCACAACUCCCACAGGCAGGAAGAGGAUAAGGGGAAGGGGGCGAGGUAGGCAGCAGGGUGGCCGGCGACGCAGGCCGGUGGCAGAGACAUCCACACACUUUGCAGAAGAGGAGGCCAGCCACAGACUACGUGUGGUGCCCAGCCAAGGUGUGCAAAAUGCACGAAGAUUUCCCACAGGAAAAUGAGAUUACUAAACCACCACCAUCACCACACACUGGCCAGAGAUGACAAACCAAGAUAUGCUUUAUCACAGAAAAACCUUACAAGCCACAGGGCAUCCCUGACUAAUUUUGUUGACACAAAUUCUACCUACAUACUUUUUUAGAAUACUGUAUUUGUAUACCUAUAUAUGAAUUUGCAGUCUUCAAAUAUUAUUUAAAGAUGUUGAUAAAUACUACACAACAUCUAUGAGGAUAGUUAAGUAUUCCAAGCUUCAAGCUCAGCCCAUCAAGCUUGUUGGGUGACCACUGAAUCAUUCAUUUUGGGUGCCAAUGCAAAAUUAUCCUGACAUAUCUUCUAAACCACACAAUGUGGCUCCCUUGUCUACUCUCAUCCACCAAAGUUAUUUGUCACAAAAUCACGAAUCUUUGUUAUGUAUGUACAAACUCAGGCCAGACACCUGGCUCUCACUACCUUCAUUGAACAUGUAAAUAUCAACAGAUCAAAAAUGAAAGUGCUACUUUUAACCAUA
Molecule: messenger RNA, 1024 nt
Organism: Portunus trituberculatus (swimming crab)
Lineage: Eukaryota; Metazoa; Arthropoda; Malacostraca; Decapoda; Portunidae
Exons: 2
Coding region: 24-518 (164 amino acids)
Source: RefSeq, a predicted model, not a curated record